Molecule: messenger RNA, 1017 nt
Organism: Heterostelium album PN500
Lineage: Eukaryota; Evosea; Eumycetozoa; Acytosteliales; Acytosteliaceae
Product: Rcd1-like cell differentiation family protein
Exons: 4
Coding region: 1-1017 (338 amino acids)
Biological process (GO): negative regulation of translation; mRNA catabolic process
Cellular component (GO): CCR4-NOT complex; P-body; CCR4-NOT core complex
Source: RefSeq, a predicted model, not a curated record
AUGUCAUCUACACCACCUCAUAGUGAACAUAAUGACUAUAGUGGAGUACCUCAACCAGCACAACCAUUAGAUAAAGAGGCAAUGCAUCAUAUUCAUAUGUUGGUUAAAGAUCUUACUAUACCAGAGAAACGUGAGAAUGCUUUGGUCGAUUUGAGUAAGAAGCGAGAGAGUGUACCUGACUUGGCACCGAUCCUUUUGAAUUCCUUUGGAACGAUAGCGGCGUUGUUACAGGAGAUCGUUUCAAUAUAUCCUUUACUAUCGCCACCGAAACUAAAAGCACUACCUUCAAACAGAGUAUGCAAUGCAUUGGCGUUACUUCAAUGUGUUGCAUCGCAUCCCGAUACACGUACAUUUUUCCUUCAUUCACAUAUUCCAUUAUUCUUAUAUCCAUUCUUAAAUACAUCGAGUAAAAAUAGACCAUUUGAAUAUUUAAGAUUAACAAGUUUAGGUGUAAUUGGUGCAUUAGUAAAGAUUGACGAUAGUACAGUUAUAGACUUUUUAUUAUCAACAGAGAUUAUGACAUUGUGUGUAAGAAUUAUGGAAACAGGAUCGGAACUCUCAAAGACAGUUGCAACAUUUAUUGUACAAAAGAUAUUGUUGGACGAUAUGGGAUUGAAUUAUAUUUGUGCGACAAACGAACGAAUCAUUGCAUUUUUGAUGGUUUUGAAGAAUAUGGUGGUUUCUUUGAUUGAGCAACCCUCGCCAAGACUACUGAAACACGUGAUCCGUUGCUACCUGAGGCUAGCAGAGAAUCCAAAGUCUCGCGAACUCCUCAGACAAUAUAUACCGAUGGCACUACAAGACGGAACCUUCAACUCACACCUCAAAGACGACAAAGAUUUCACAAUCAAGCGAUGGCUCACCCAACUCCUCUUCAUUUUGAACCCACAACAAGAACAAUUCAAUCCAAAUAUGAACCCAUCGAUCAACACUCCACCACUCUCCACCCCACUAAGCAAUAUUUCCGCAGCAAUCAAUCAAUCAUUAACAAGAAACAUGAAUGCAAAUAAACAUUAA